AUGGGUGCAGCAUCAAUUUUACAUAGCAAACUUCCAUCUUCAUGGCCAAGACUGGAACUUGAUAUUCAGACACAGAUAAGCACAUCGGCAGAUAAGUUUUAUGGUUUCUUUAAAGGUAAUAUGACUUCUCUGGUUCAGAUCUUCCCUCAACACUUCAAGAGCUUCCAAAUACUGGGGGGAGGUGAGAUUAGAGAUGCGUGUGAGAUUUACUGGGAACAUGACCUUGGGAGUGGCCUAGUGAGAACAAAGCUUAAAGUCCAAGAAAUUGAUGAUGAAAACAGGUCAAUCUCCUUUAAUUUCAUGGAAGGAGAUAUCUUCAAGGUGUAUAAGAGUUUCAAGUCAAAAGUUCAAGCCAUUAGCGCAGGAAAUGGUGGCUGCAUAGUCAUGUGGACGUUGUUUUUUGAGAAGACAAAUGAAAAUGCACCAGACCCAAUAGGAUAUGUAGAACUUGGCGAUAAAGUUUCCAGAGGCCUUGAAGCUUACCUUGCUGGGACUUGACUAGGUUCAAGAUGUAUGUAAUUUUCUUUAAAAUGUUGUGGGAAAAAAAAUCUUUACGAACUUGCUUUGAUACUUUUGGAAUGUUGUGC
This is a messenger RNA of Argentina anserina (silverweed cinquefoil), 587 nucleotides long. Its product is annotated as major latex protein 146-like. Bases 1 to 498 code for a protein of 165 amino acids. The transcript has 3 exons. The record is from RefSeq and is a predicted model, not a curated record. NCBI's taxonomy places the organism in Eukaryota, Viridiplantae, Streptophyta, Magnoliopsida, Rosales, Rosaceae. Gene Ontology annotation, biological process: defense response.